Molecule: messenger RNA, 972 nt
Organism: Gymnogyps californianus (California condor)
Lineage: Eukaryota; Metazoa; Chordata; Aves; Accipitriformes; Cathartidae
Product: procathepsin L-like
Biological process (GO): immune response
Cellular component (GO): lysosome
Molecular function (GO): cysteine-type endopeptidase activity
Source: RefSeq, a predicted model, not a curated record
GUGCUGGCGAACCCCAUGGAGGACCUGGUGGGACGGCACCAGCCCUGGGCCCACGAGGUCUUCCACCACUACCGCAGGCCUGGGCGGCAGUACGGCUCCGCGCGGGAGCUGGAGCACAGGCAGAGCAUCUUUGUGCACAACAUGAGGUUCGUGCACUCGAGGAACCGUGCCGCGCUCUCCUACACGCUGGCACUGAACCACCUGGCCGACCGCACGCCCCAGGAGCUGGCCGCCCUGCGGGGCCAUCGCCGGAGCGGGGCUCCCAACAACGGGCAGCCUUUCCCCACCGAGCUCUACGCCGGCCUCAUCCUGCCCGAGAGCCUCGACUGGCGCAUGUACGGUGCUGUGACCCCCGUGAAGGACCAGGCUGUCUGCGGGUCCUGCUGGAGCUUCGCUACGACGGGCGCGAUGGAGGGUGCCCUCUUCCUCAAGACCGGCGUGCUGACCCCCCUGUCCCAACAAGUCCUCAUUGACUGCUCCUGGGGCUUCGGGAACUACGCCUGUGACGGGGGCGAGGAGUGGCGAGCCUACGAGUGGAUCAAGAAACAUGGCGGCAUCGCCAGCACCGAGUCCUACGGCACCUACAAGGGGCAGAACGGCUUGUGCCACUACAACCAGUCUGAGAUGCUGGCCAAGAUCACGGGCUAUGUCAACGUCACCUCGGGCAACAUCACGGCAGUCAAAGCUGCCAUCUACAAGCACGGCCCCGUGGCCGUCAGCAUCGACGCCUCGCACAAGACCUUCUCCUUCUACUCCAACGGCAUCUACUAUGAGCCCAAGUGCGGAAAUAAGCCGGGACUGCUGGACCACGCGGUGCUGGCCGUGGGCUACGGGGUCCUGCAGGGAGAGACCUACUGGCUCAUCAAGAACUCCUGGUCCACGUACUGGGGCAACGAUGGCUACAUCCUCAUGGCCAUGAAGGACAACAACUGCGGCGUGGCCACCGAAGCCACCUACCCCAUCCUGGCCUGA